Papilio xuthus (Asian swallowtail) is the source of this 1691-nucleotide messenger RNA. RefSeq names its product zinc finger protein OZF-like. Gene Ontology annotation, cellular component: nucleoplasm. The transcript is spliced from 2 exons. The coding region runs from base 93 to 1187 and encodes 364 amino acids. NCBI's taxonomy places the organism in Eukaryota, Metazoa, Arthropoda, Insecta, Lepidoptera, Papilionidae. Gene Ontology annotation, biological process: regulation of transcription by RNA polymerase II. Gene Ontology annotation, molecular function: DNA-binding transcription repressor activity, RNA polymerase II-specific; RNA polymerase II cis-regulatory region sequence-specific DNA binding. The record is from RefSeq and is a predicted model, not a curated record.
GCUAAGGGCGACCCACAUGUCGACUGUGCACAAGCCCAAGUUGAGGAAGAAAAUCUGAAGAAAUACAGAUAAAGAACGAAGUGGAAUCUGACAUGGAAAAUAUAGGAGCGGCUGUCAUUGUGACAGGGCGGGACGCGGGCAACGAGCGGCGUGCCGCGUUCCGAAAUAACAUUAAAAUAAUUAUAGAAUCGUGCACUGCCUGCCCGUUCAAGUACAGGAAGGGUACUUACCUGUGCUUCUACUGCAAAACCUCCUUCUUGGAGCCAGAGCGUCUGCGCGAACACACCCGACAUCAACACUCCGACGUCAAACAACUCCUCAAACCUCGUAAAUACGAACCUUUGAAAAUGGACUUCGCUCUCACAACAUGCAAAUUAUGCGGUUUCUCCAUAUCUGAUUACGAAAUGCUCAAAUCUCAUUUACGAGAACAUGGAAAACAUCUGGACUGCUCCUAUGGUGAUAGUAUACUGCCAUACAAUUUAACUAAAGACGAACAUCGGUGCCAGAUAUGUGGUAAACGAUACGAGAUGUUCUUAAGUCUUCAUAAACAUAUGAAUGAACAUUACGAACAUUUUAUAUGUGAAACUUGCGGCAAACGGUUCGCGACAUCACAACGCAUGGUCAAUCACGCCAGAACCCACGAGAGAGGGGACUUUCCAUGCAAGCGUUGUCAGGAUACAUUCCCGUCUUACGCGUCUCUUUACGCGCACGUAGCUAAGAUACAUAGAUCAAAUAAGAGAUACAAGUGUCCGAUUUGCGAUGAAAAAUUCGCCUCGUACAAGCAUCGUUUGAAACAUCUAAAUACUAUUCACGGAGAGAAGACUGCAAUAUUCCCAUGUCCCUCAUGUCCUCGAGUUUUUGAUCUGUGCAGUCGACGAACUGCACAUAUACGUUUUCAACAUCUCCAGGAGCGUAAUCACUCGUGUUCUUUGUGUUUUAUGAAGUUUUUCACUAAAUACGAACUUCAAGAACAUUCUAUCAAACACGGAGGAGAGAGGAUAUACCAAUGCGAUGUUUGCAAGAAAUCCUACGCCCGCUUGAAGACAUUGCGAGAACAUAUGCGAAUACAUAAUAAUGACAGACGUUUUGUUUGUCCCGUUUGCGGACAGGCGUUUAUCCAGAACUGUAGUUUAAAACAGCACAUGAGAGUACAUCAUCCCAGUCAAACGAAAUCUAACGCAUUUUAAAUUAUUGACUCGUUUCAUCAUCAAGGAGAUUUUAAUACGAAGCAUAAAUAUUUAAAGUCUUAUCUAUUUUCUAUUAUUAAUAAAAUAAAUGUGUAUUAAUAGAUUUAACGUUAAAUUUGUUUUAUUAUUUUUAAAUCAAAUAUACGCUUUCAUUAAAGCAGUAUAUGAAGCGCCAUAUUUCUUAUUAUCCUCGUUACAUUAAACCUUGAGAGAACAUUCUUGUUUUUUCUAGAACGUUGGAGCACAAAACUCUAUGGUUUUAACAUUUAAAAUGUUAAUACCAACUUUACCUUUAGUGUUUCAAAGCGGAUCGUUUCGAAUCAAUGAUAUAAAAUUAUGAAAAGGUUCACGGGGAAGCUAUAUUUUCGACAUUGAACGUAGGUAGAACGCAAAGGCUCAAAUAUAGAUAUUCUAGUUCAACAAAACCUUUACCAGAUAAAAAAUAACUGAAAUAAACUAAGAUUUGUGUUCAUUUGUUGUGGUUGAAGUUGACACGAUUAUUUU